Molecule: messenger RNA, 4148 nt
Organism: Spinacia oleracea (spinach)
Lineage: Eukaryota; Viridiplantae; Streptophyta; Magnoliopsida; Caryophyllales; Amaranthaceae
Product: DExH-box ATP-dependent RNA helicase DExH17
Exons: 28
Coding region: 294-3860 (1188 amino acids)
Molecular function (GO): nucleic acid binding; ATP binding
Source: RefSeq, a predicted model, not a curated record
CUUGUAUAUCUUCUGAAAAAGCGAAAGGUUCUGUUUGCUGGUUCAUUUAAAUGCGCACAUAAAGAUUCAGAGGAAAAAAAAUAAAGCAUUCAAAAUUUUGGCGCCUGGAGCUGUUUCCUUUCUGAUACCUUUGGUGACUGCUGGUCUUUAAUCUAGACGCUACUGCGCGACAAAUAUCGUUCGGGUUUUGGUUUGCGAAACUAUGGAAUCUUACAAUCUGAGGUCUGUGUUGGAGUUACCAGUUCCUUUCAGACCAACCUUCAAUUUCAGCUCUUUAAUAUUAUGCUCUUCGAAUGGCUGGCCGUAGAUAUUUCAAUUCUCUGCAGAGUGAAUGCUUUCCUUGUUGUUUCCACUCUGAUGUAAACAUGGUCGUUUCUGCGCCAACUGGAAGCGGUAAAACAGUGCUGUUUGAGUUGUGCAUUUUGAGGCUUCUCUCAAGGUUUCUUUCAACUGAUGGGACAUUCAUCCAUGUGAAGGGCACCCUGAAAACGAUCUAUGUAGCACCUUCCAAAGCUUUGGUACAAGAGAAGCUUAGGGAUUGGAAUCGGAAGCUAGGUGCAUGGGGCAUAAAUUGCCUUGAAAUGACUGGGGACAAUGAUUCUUAUAAUACGAGGAACAUUCAAGAAGCAGACAUAAUUCUAACAACUCCGGAGAAGUUUGACGCUGUUACUCGGUAUAAAAUAAAAGAUGGUGGCUUGAGUUUUUUCAGUGACAUAGGACUUGUAGUCAUCGACGAAGUUCACCUACUGAAUGAUACACGUGGUGCUGCUUUGGAAGCAAUAGUCAGCAGGAUUAAAAUGCUUUCUUGUAGACCUGAAAUGAACUCAAGUCCUCUGGCUCAUGUACGUUUUAUAGCCGUUUCAGCCACAAUCCCAAAUCUGGAGGACCUAGCGGAGUGGCUAGUGGUUCCUCCUGAAGGAAUGAAAAGGUUUGGUGAAGAAAUGAGACCUGUAAAGCUAACUACCAAAGUAUUUGGGUAUGCUGCAGCCAAGAAUGAUUUUCUCUUUGAAAAGCGACUCCAGAAUUACAUCUUUGAUAUACUGAUGCAAUUUUCUAGAGGAAAAUCUGCUCUAGUUUUCUGUUCUACCAGAAAGGGAGCACAAGAGGCGGCACAGAAGAUCUCUCAGACAGCCAUGAGCUUUGGCUACUCAAAUCCGUUCAUCAAAACAAACGAGCAGCAGGAGAGAUUAAGAGAGGCAUCAUUGUCAUGCAGUGACAAACAACUUCAGUCAUACAUUCUCUAUGGUGUUGGUUAUCACAAUGGCGGUCUUUGCAUGAAGGAUAGAAACCUUAUUGAGAAUCUUUUCCUUAACGGUGAUAUCCAAGUUCUAUGCACAACAAACACUCUAGCACAUGGAAUCAACCUACCGGCACAUACAGUGGUGAUCAAGUCCACACAGCACUACAACAAGGAAAAAGGCACCUAUACAGAGUAUGACAGAUCCAUUGUUUUACAGAUGUCUGGUAGAGCUGGCCGUCCACCUUUUGAUGAUACAGGACUGGUUAUCAUAAUGACAAGAAGGGAAACAGUACAUUUGUAUGAAAAUCUUUUGAAUGGAUGUGAGGUUGUAGAAUCACAAUUACUUUCUUGCAUCACGGAGCAUCUGACUGCGGAAAUAGUACAACUAACUAUCCCUGACAUUACACGGGCAAUCGAAUGGAUGAAGUGUUCAUAUUUGUAUGUCAGGAUGAAAAAGAACCCAGAGACUUAUGCUGUUCAGAAGGGGAUUUCUAGAGACCGUAUAGAGAAGCAUAUGCUAGAUAUUUGUGUUCAGAAAGUUAAUGAGUUAUCAAGAAACCAGUUGAUCUGGACUGAUGAAGACGGUUUCCUAUUGAAGCCACUUGAACCUGGAAGAUUGAUGACGAAGUACUAUUUGAAAUUCGACACAAUGAAAUACAUUAUGCAGACUCAAUCAAACUGCAGUCUAGAAGACGCACUUCAUACUGUUUGCCGAGCAGAGGAGUUAUCUUGGAUACAACUUAGGCGCAAUGAGAAAAAGCUUCUAAAUGAUGUCAAUACUGAUAAAGAUGGCCGGCUUCGUUUUCACGUACUUGGAGACAAAGGAAAAAAGAAAAAGCGCAUUCAGACAAGAGAAGAGAAGAUUUUUGUCUUGGUCAAUGAUUGCUUGACUGGAGAUCCUCUGGUCCACGAUUUAUCCCUAAGCCAGGAUGCAAAUUCUAUAUGCUCAAAUGGGUGUAGAAUUUCCAAGUGCAUGAAAGAGUACUUUUUCUUUAAAAAGAACUACAGAGGAGCAAUGAACUCGAUUGCUCUUGCAAAAUCUAUGCAUCAUAAGCUGUGGGAUAGCUGUCCUUACUUAUUGAAGCAAUUACCUGGCAUCGGAAUGGUGACAGCUAAGGCACUGCAUUCUAUGGGAAUAACUUCAUUUGAGACCCUGGCUGAUGCUGAUCCAAGGAGAAUAGAAAUCGUUGCCAAUCGGAAAUUCCCGUUUGGAGACCAUAUUAAGGAGUCUCUACUUUCUUUACCCCCAAAAGUUGAGAUGAGGAUUGAGGCAACUGAAGGCCAGAGGCAAGGGCAGCUCAAAAUGGCAUUAACUUUGACUAGGCUGACACAGUCCCAAUCCAACAAACGACAUUAUGCUGACAUGGUUGUUGGUGUGGAAGAAGAAAAUAUGAUUAUCUACCACGAGAAAAUCAGGGUGGAUGACUUUCUCAGCCCAUACCAGACGACAGUGGUUUUACCAAACCAUCUACAAGGCAAAUUAACUGUUAAGGCUGAUCUGAUUUUUGAAGAAUUCAUUGGUAUUGAUCUACACCACAAGGUUGAGCAUAUUGAAGAAAUCAAGUCAAAUGUGACUGUUAGACUUGGAACCAAGAGAUCAACCGCCGUCCUACCUCUUACAGAAGUUCCUCUGCUCAAAGGAACAAGGGGAAGUGCAAAACAAGCUAAGCAGAAAUCCAUCCUAAACAAAAGCAAUAAAAAAAUUGACGAGAUGCCCUCUUUUAAGCUCAUGGAUGACGAUUUAGAAGAAGGAAUUCUUGCUGAUAAAGCUGAUGAGGGUGAUUGCACGAUCAUAUCUGGGCAUACAAUCUUUGAUCACAUUCGUAAAAAGGCCAAAGAUUUCCCUGCUGUGAAAAAAUCCAGUGCCAUUCACUUUCCUACGUCAGUAAUUUCAAACACUUCAGAAAGACAAUAUUUGGGCCAUCCUGACAUCAAUGAAGAUGCUACUGUUGAUCAUGACACUACUACUGAUGUUUUAGAGUCCACAGGAACAGUCCAUCCUCAUAGAGAAGUAAACAAAAAAGGAUUCCGUAGACUGGAGGAUAUACUUGAUCAUGUCAGGAAGAGGUCAAAAAUAUUACCAGUGAUCAAUAAACCAAACACCAAAGAAGGGUCCUUUUCUGGAGUACUAUGGAACUUUUCUGACGAGGAGCAAACUACACCGAGCCAUAUGAAUGAUGUGAAACUAAUCAAAACACACUCAAACGAACCUACAGUGGGUUCCAUGACCUUUACAAAUCCUGAAACAAUUGAGAAUGAGUACAAUGUAUCCUCGCCUGCUGGAACCUUCAAGGACAAGAGGCAGGCAUUUUCGACUUCAAAAAGAUCGUUGGAUCUUCCUUUUGAGUUCUUCAGCAAUCAACCCAGCAGAACGGCUACUCUCAAACCAUCUUUCAACUACUCAAUGCCAAGGAAAGAUAUUCAGUUUGAGUCUAAAAGCAGUAACAUAUCAAACCAUAUCCAGUAUGAGCCUCCAGCAGGUGAUUCUGCAGUGCCUAAAAGCAGUAGCAUACUAAAUCAUGUGAUGGAAGCAAAUAGAAGUUGUUCACUUGAAACUGGGGACAGAACCAGGAAUGGCAAUUCAUUUCUCGGAUUCAAAAGUGUCUUCUCAUUUCUCUGAUUCUCGUCGAAUUCAGUUCUUGGAUCCAACUGCAUGUUUUCACUUUCUCAGUGAGGUAAUAUUUCUGCCAGAUUAAUGUAGGCUGAUCUUGACCAAAUGUAUGCCUUAUUGACGUUAUUGUACAUUACAAGUUACACGGUAACUAACUUCCCUCUAUAGCUCUUGGAAGAUUAUUGAGAAGGCUUGUGACUUGAUGAAACUUCCAUUCACAGUGUUUUGGGGUGUUCGGAAAAAAGUUGUUACUUUGACUAGCUAAUAUAGAAAUGGUUUGUGAUUAGAUUUCUCAAA